Molecule: messenger RNA, 907 nt
Organism: Chara braunii
Lineage: Eukaryota; Viridiplantae; Streptophyta; Charophyceae; Charales; Characeae
Source: the annotation of a GenBank genome assembly
GCCGCGUGUUGACAUGGCACCCUCACGUCGAGUGUUGACGUGGCAGCCGCAUGCUGACGUGGCAGCCGCACGGCGAUUACGAGAUGACGAGGAGUUGGACAAGAGGAGGAGGAGAAGAAGAAGAAGAAGAAGAAGAAGAAGCGCGUGCUGAUGUGGCAGCCGCGCGGCGAUUACGACAUGACGACGAGGAGGAGUUGCAGAAGAGAAGAAGAAGAAGAAGAAGCAAAGAUGGCGAGGAGGAGUUGGAGAAGAGGAGUUUGAGACGAGGAGGAGGAGUUGGAGAAGAUGGCGAGGAGGAGUUCGAGACGAGGAGGAGUUGGAGAAGAGGAGGAGGAGGAGAAGAAGAAGAAGAAGAAGAAGAAGAAGAAGAAGAAGAAGAAGAAGAUUUAAAAAAAACAAAAAAAGCUCGUGCUGAUGUGGCAGCUGUGAUGCCCCAACCUCACGCCCAGCUUCCCACUGUUGCGGUUCCCACCGCCGCCGCUUCCACCGCUGUGGUCUCCACUGCUGCAGUUUCUACUGCUGUUGUUUCAAUUCCGGGUUUCACUCCAGCAGUUUCUGCUACGGAAGUUGCCUCUGCUGCUCGUCCUGUCACUGCUUGUUCGUCUGCUGCUAAUGCAGUUCCCACUGUUGCGGUUCCCACUGCCCCGCUUCCACCGCUGUGGUCUCCACUGCUCCAGUUUCUACUGCUGCUACCGCUGUGGUUUCCACGUCUGCAGUUUCUACUGCUGCUGUUUCAACUCCGGGGAUGCGGUGGAGAUGGGGGCAGAGGAAAUGGUAAUGGAGGAGAUGUAAACGGGAAUGGCAAUGGUGAAGGGAAGGGGAGAGCACAAGCUGGUGGAGGAGAAGAUAACCAGUAGGGUUAUGAGUGGAAGCACAAGCAGUGAAGCUUCCCUUUACAUACCAUAGG